AUGCCGCCUAAAAGAAAAGCGCCGCCUCUCGGCCUAGAUAGAAGAGUACGCGCCCGGCGUGACGAGAACUGGGAGCUCGAAGCCGAGUCGGACAACCAGCGAUCGGACGACGAUGUAUCGGAAGAAGAUAUCCGGGGGCAGGACAGUGACGACGAGGAUCCGUCUGACGCCGAGGAAGAAGAAGAAUCAGAGCCCGACUCAGAAGGCGAGGCGCCUCCCAAAGUCGACAUCUCCUCCGUAACAUUUGGUGCUCUAGCUCGCGCGCAAGCAACUAUGCCCGCAACAGGCCGACGGUCAAAGAAGAAUAAAAGGGACGACUCCGACGACGAAGAUGCCAAACCCAUGACGCUCCGCGAACAAGCCGAAGCCCGCAGAAGCCAAAAUAAGGGCACUAAGCCACCGAGCCGCUCCUCCAAGCACGCGCCGCAGGAACAAACCUCCAAGAAGCCCGUCUCGCGGCGCCGCGAGAUCCUGCCGGACCCCCGCCGCAAGGCCCGCGACCCGCGCUUCGACCCGCUCAUGGGCGCCGUCGACGAGGACAAGACGCGGCGCGCGUACGCCUUCCUGGAGGAGUACCGCGACAGCGAGAUGGCCGACCUCAAGGUCCAGAUAAAAAAGACCAAGAACCCUGCGGAAAAGGACGCGCUGAAGCGGCAGCUGCUGUCGAUGGAGUCCAAGAAGAAGGCGCAGAAGAAGCGCGACGAGGCGGAGAGCCUGUUGAAGGAGCACAGGAGCAAGGAGAAGGGACUGGUGGCGCAGGGCAAGCAGCCGUUCUACCUCAAGAAGAGCGACCAGAAGACGCAGCUCCUGACCAACAGGUUCGCCGACAUGAGCAAGGGCCAGGUGGACCGCGCGAUUGAGCGCAAGCGCAAAAAGGUGGCGGGCAGGGAGAGAAAGGAGCUGGACAGCCUGGUGCGCGUGAGGGAUCGUCACUGA
Akanthomyces muscarius is the source of this 936-nucleotide messenger RNA. RefSeq lists its product as uncharacterized. The transcript has 2 exons. Bases 1 to 936 code for a protein of 311 amino acids. Gene Ontology annotation, biological process: maturation of SSU-rRNA from tricistronic rRNA transcript (SSU-rRNA, 5.8S rRNA, LSU-rRNA). The record is from RefSeq and is a predicted model, not a curated record. Lineage: Eukaryota; Fungi; Ascomycota; Sordariomycetes; Hypocreales; Cordycipitaceae. Gene Ontology annotation, cellular component: 90S preribosome; nucleolus.